UACAGGCAAACCAGCAAGAGUUAAAGGCCACAAGCGUUGACUAAUGCUGGAGAUAGUUUUGGCGAAUGGAGUCUUUGUUCUCUGCUCUGAUGGGAGGGGUUACAGAUAAAGUUUUUCUUCUUUUAGACAUUGCUGCCAUUUGGCUCCCUUCCCCCAAAUGAGUGUGUCUCAGUAAUGAGUCUGCUGAAUAUCUUCAUUGAUUGUGUGAUGUACAGCUUUAAGUCAGCAUCAGGGGGGAGAGGGGCUGGCUUCUAACUGUAAAUGUUAUUUAUCUCUAAACAAAGAGAAAUCAGAAUAAACACAAAGGAAGAACCUGAAAUUUGUCAUGACUCAACCAACCUGCUUCUGCAAAAAAGAAGGAAAGAAAAACCCCUCAUGUAACUGUGAGAAGUUUGAGGAACCCCUCCCCCACCUCCACAUGGUGGAGGCUGACGGGAGAAACGUGGAGGAGCUCCACUGGUGGCUGACUUCAGUCCGAAUCCACACCUCAGAACCAGAACACGGACCGGGACCAGGUUUUAAUCUGAACAGGAAGAUGCCGACUCACUCGCUGCUGCCGUACGUGGACAGCCCAGACGGACAUGCCCAGGAUGUUCUCAGCAGCAACACUGCGAGCAUCCCAGGUCCUGGCUGCAGCAUGACUCCACCGUCCACUCUGCUGCCCUCAGGAGGUGCCACUCCUCUGUCCUGCAUGUUCUGUGAGCAGACUUUCGCCCAUCAGGACGACCUCGGCCCCCACGUACUGACUCAGCACCCCACUACCUUUUUUGAGCCAACAGUGCUUCGGGUGGAAGCAGAAUUCAGGAUUCCAGGGGAGAGAACGCGAGCUAAGCCGAGCAGCCUCCCUGUGGAAAACGAGGAAAUCCACAGCUGCAUUGUGUGCGGUCAGGUGGCACAAGAUAGCAGUGAGCUGGAGGCUCAUAUGAGGAAGCACAAGGACUACUUCACAUACUGCUGUAACAUCUGCGGACGGCGCUUCAGAGAGUCCUGGUUUCUGAAAAACCACAUGAAGAUGCAUGUAAAACCAGGAGCAAAGAGCAAGGCUCUGCAGCACCUGGAGACCCCUGUGAUGGUCAACGACGUCAUCCAGGAACCUGCAUCUGAUCCUGUGGUCACGCUUUAUAAGAUGUGCAUGGUUUGUGGGUUUUUCUUCCCGGAUCACGGCAGUUUGGCAGAACACAGUAAAGUCCAUAAUCGAGAGGUGGAGCCCGGAAGAGACGACGAUGGAGCUGCUGGAUCCCAGCAGGAAGCUUUUCUGAGGAUUGUAAACCUUCAGCCUGCUUCUGGAGGUAACGGGAUGAAAAAUGUGAGAUCAUCAAAAUGGAUUCCUCAGCUGGAUCCCUUCAACUCGUAUCAGGCCUGGCAGCUUGCGACCAAGGGGAAGGUAGCAGUCGGACCCAGUAACAGUAAAGAAAUGGGACAGGAAGUCAGCACAGACAAUGAGGACUGUGGCUCCGAUAAGGAGGAGAUGAGUGUUUGGUCUGAGGGCCAAGGGGAGAAAACUGAGAAGGAGGUUCCUGGGAGAGAGCUGCGUUCGCAGGCCAUUUCAGAGGGUCUGAACCUGCCUCGGAGGUCUCUAAUGCAGAAAGAUAAGGACAAAGAAAGGCCCACCACAUGUGAGGAAUGUCAGAGAACGUUCAGGACCUACCACCAGCUGGUUCUGCACUCCAGGGUCCACAAGAGAGACAGAGGUGGUGGAGAUAGUCCAACUUCCUCUGUAGAUAUGAAGCUGCAAAGAACCGGCUCAGUGGAGCCUGCAGAGGAGGGGUCCGAGGAGGGGACGGAAGAAAACCUGGUUUCAGGUGAAGAUGGUUUUGAUCGGUCAAAGGUCAGGUCAAAGGAAUGCAGUUAUUGUGGAAAAUCUUUCAGAUCAAGUUAUUACCUGACAGUCCAUCUGAGGACUCACACAGGUGAGAAACCUUUCAAGUGUGCUUACUGUGAUUACGCUGCUGCUCAGAAGACCUCGCUCAAAUAUCACCUGGACCGGCGUCACAAAGACAAAACUUACGUGGAAAUUCCCGUCAGACCGGGGGCUUCGCUGCCAUCUACUGAUGACAGGAAACAUGGAAACGACUCCUCUCCAGAGAGAUCCGAACUCUGGCUUCCUGAAGCCAGAUCGUCUACGACCGGAGCGGGAGAUGACAGGUUUGACGAGGUUGACGAGCCACGUGUCCAGAUGAACACGGAGUCUGAUGAUGUGUCUCCACCUGUUACCGUGGAGAAGGACGGGGAGAUGAGGAACCGGGACGUUGAGGUCCCAUUAAAUCUGUCUUUAAAAGUGUCUCUGUGUCUUCCUGCUGAUGCAGAACCCAAACCAGUGUUAAACCCGGCGUCCUGCCCGUUCUGUGCCUAUAAAACCAUUUACCCAGAGGUUCUGAUGAUGCACAGACAGCUGACCCAUAAAGACAAGUUUGACAGUACCAGGAGGAACAGGUCUGGAGGUGGUAUGAAACAGAAACGUCACACAGGCUGCCCCCCCGCCCUCGAUGGGAAAGAUGUCGCUCCACUUCUGAUGACUGAUCGGCGCCACCCGCGCCGAACCAAGUCCCCACCUCCACAACCCACAAAACCUCCAGAGGGUGUUUCUGUUAAUCCACCUCAAGGUCCAAAGCGGUCCCCGGGCCCUCCUCGACAGGAUCCUGUCCAGGAGACCCAGCGUUACCAACAGACCCCUGACUUUCGCCCCAGCCAGGAAUCCUCCAGGUUCCCAGAACUCCUGAGAAAGCCCCCCUCAGGCAGCAGGUACUUCUUGGACGGCGGGUGCAUCGCUGAGCGGGGCUACCCGACCAGAACCGGUGCCGUUUGGCACUCUGACGCCGCCCGGCUCUGCCUGUCCAGCGGGUUCGGGAGCCUCCCUAAGAUGGAUUUUGGUGAACCUUCUGGAAAGCGAUUGAAAUUCUCUGUAGCUGCAGGCAGGGAGGCUGAGACUGGAGAGAAGUCUGGAUUCAGAGGAAAACCAGACGGAUCCAGCAGGCUGCUCAUUACAGGGAGGGGGGUGAAAACCACAUCACAGGGACCAGGUCCAGCCACAGCUGCUGAGGCUCUGGGACCAGUAAAGAGUACUGCUACACCUCUUGGAGGAAGUUUGGACUCGGAGUGGAGCAUGAUGAACCUUCUGCACACCUGCACACCAAGUGAUCUGGCAACGCUGUACCACAGCACACCAACAAACCCCGGGCACGGAGGACUGGCCAGCACCAGAGCUGGAAGCAGAGCUGUGCUGUUCCAACAUUUACCCGCUCUUCCCAACCUGCAGAGGAGAGAUCCUGCAGCAGCAUUUCCAAACCAGCGCUACGGCACCACGGACAAGAGCUCCUGAAGUAAGAAGCAUCAUCCAGCAGGAUUCCAUUUUUAUUACCAGUCCCUGAGCAGAGUUUAAGAAAAUCUGACUUAAACUUUUUUUUCCCCUCCCUCCUUCUUUCCAGACUUAAACUGUGCUGCUACCUUAAUUUAGGAGAACUUGGUGGAAAAAGAGUUUAAUUUAUGGAUAAAAUAAGAGUUUGUUCUGAGAAUGUUCCUGUGCUUCUCUAAUUUAAUUUUAGUUCAGAAGAAGAAAAUUUGUGUUGCAGAGACAUGUCAAGGCUGAGAUUUUCAUAUUUUUUUUUUUUUUUUUUGAGUUGGGAAACGAGUUAAUAUUUUCUCUCUGAAAUAUUCCUCCACUGGUGCAUGUUAGGAAGCUUCCCUCUUUAAACUCUUGGUAAUUCCAUUAUUGAUCCAUGCUGAUAUUGUACUCAGUAGGUGAGAAACACAAAUUUAUCUGCAAGUUGUCAAUACGUGUUGAGCUGAACCCGAAGAAAAAGAUGGGACAUUUGCUGCCUUUCAUGUCCAGGCAGCAGUUCUUCCAAAUCACUGGAGGAUGAGACAUUUGUCUGGGAUAAUUCCAUCGCCACGGCAACCGUUCUGUGUUGAAGUUUUCUACCUCACUGUAAAGCUGCUGAAGCAAUCAUGUUGACAUUUGGACAUGUCUCCUGACCUGGGACAGAAGUGUACAGACUCAACACACCCGAGCUCAUCUGGAGACCCAAAACCUCUCCUACUACUGAUGACUUUAACAUGGUUCGGGUUGUGGAGUCUUGUUAGACACCAGAACAGUUUGGUAGUGGUUCCUUUAAAAACUGGUAUUGACAGGAGCGCCUCGGAUCCAUCAGCUGUUAAAUGGACCAGAUUUCACUCAGGUUUCUGCCAGUCACUGUCCAGCACCGUCCUGAGGGGGCUUUGUCUCCAGUUGUCCUCAGAGCGACCUCGUCCUCAGAACUUGUCCACAUUGUCCUCAGAGGUCCCUUUAGUAGCAACCUGGUCAGCCCUUGUUUCCGUGGUGACGGUGCAGAAAAACCCCUGAAAACAGACUCAGUUAACUGUGAAUAAAUAAAGUCUCAGGAUGCUUUGAUGUCUGUGCUGUUUGAAAAGUUGACUUUCUUUGUUUUUGGUGUUUACUUGUAAAUUCAUGUACAAAUGAAAAUAUUGUUUUGAGAUUUGUAUGACAGGUUUGGAUAAUAAAGUGAGAGGUGUA
Melanotaenia boesemani (Boeseman's rainbowfish) is the source of this 4510-nucleotide messenger RNA. RefSeq names its product zinc finger protein 217 (gene znf217). Lineage: Eukaryota; Metazoa; Chordata; Actinopteri; Atheriniformes; Melanotaeniidae. Gene Ontology annotation, molecular function: RNA polymerase II cis-regulatory region sequence-specific DNA binding; DNA-binding transcription factor activity, RNA polymerase II-specific. Gene Ontology annotation, biological process: regulation of DNA-templated transcription. The record is from RefSeq and is a predicted model, not a curated record. The transcript is spliced from 6 exons. The coding region runs from base 326 to 3319 and encodes 997 amino acids. Gene Ontology annotation, cellular component: nucleus.